AGGUGAACCCUAACAUUUAUUUAAUUAGGGGAAAAAUAUUAUAUUCAUUUCUAGUACUGAUUAUAUAAUAACUGAAGUUUUGAUCUUGAAGUAUAAAGUAGCCCAUUGGGUUUCUCGUUUCUGCUCUAAAAUCGUCAUUCUCCGCUGUGCCAUUGAGAUCCGUUGUCGUUAUAUUGCUGAUAAGGAUUAAGAUUUAAGCUCUUGAUCUUGAUCUUGAUUUGUAAUAAUAACAAUAAUGGAGGGAAGUGCAGCUGCCGCCGCCGCCGCCGCUGCCGAGGAGAAGCCUAAGGAGGAGACUGCGCCGUCGUACACCUACUGGGUUAGGGAGAAGACCGCAGACGCUGCUCCCCUGCCGGUUCCCCGGAAGCUCAACCCAGGGGACCAACCUAACAAUCAAACCCCCACCCAUCUUGGCUCCGCCUGGAAUAGGGCUGGAACUUGGGAAGAGAAAAGUCUAAAUAAAUGGGCAAAUGAUAGGAUUAAGGAGUUGCUUGUAUCUGUGGGAUCUCUGGAACUGUCUGGCGGCAAAGCUGAAAUAACAGAAGUAACAAAAUGUAACGGUGAUGCAUUCUUGGUGACUGUGCGGAACAAAAAACGUGUUGGCUACACAUAUGAGCUAACACUAAAGGUGAAAGGUGAGUGGCUUGUUGGAGCUGAGAAGAAGGUGGUCAAGGGCCAUAUAGAGAUACCAGAGUUCUCGUUCGGUGAGCUGGAUGACUUGCAGAUUGAGGCAAGUCUAAGUGAAGACAAGGAUCUUGAACCAAAAGAUAAGCAGCGGAUCAAACAGGAUUUUAGAUUGUUUCUGCAACCUCUUCGUGAAAAAUUACUUCAAUUUGAGCAGGAACUUAAGGAGCGAUAGGAGGCAGUCGAAAUCGUCAUUUUCUUAGCAUUACCUUCCAAAUUCAAAGCUCCUUUGUCUGUAUCAGCAACUUAUAAAGAAAUAGAUACUGUCAGUUUCAAUCUUAUUGAAUCUUGUACUCCCACGGGCUUUUAAGUCCGUCUGCUUCCCAGGUGAUGGACGAUGACGAUGACGAUAUAUUUACAUUGUUGUAGACAUCAAUGUACUCUGAUUUCUUAAGGUAAAA
This is a messenger RNA of Ipomoea nil (Japanese morning glory), 1085 nucleotides long. RefSeq lists its product as uncharacterized. Gene Ontology annotation, molecular function: ATPase activator activity; protein-folding chaperone binding. The record is from RefSeq and is a predicted model, not a curated record. NCBI's taxonomy places the organism in Eukaryota, Viridiplantae, Streptophyta, Magnoliopsida, Solanales, Convolvulaceae. The transcript is spliced from 6 exons. Gene Ontology annotation, cellular component: cytosol. Gene Ontology annotation, biological process: protein folding; positive regulation of ATP-dependent activity. Bases 236 to 859 code for a protein of 207 amino acids.